This is a messenger RNA of Tyto alba (common barn owl), 9282 nucleotides long. Its product is annotated as mucin-17-like. The coding region runs from base 1121 to 6412 and encodes 1763 amino acids. Lineage: Eukaryota; Metazoa; Chordata; Aves; Strigiformes; Tytonidae. The transcript has 8 exons. The record is from RefSeq and is a predicted model, not a curated record.
AUCCAAAUAACAUUAUGCCCUAACCUGACAAAUACAAACUAUUGUCUUAAGGAAAAAAAGUUAUCUUAUGUUUACAGAGACAGGAUAUCCGAGAGGAGCAGCAGGUGUAAUGUGUCACCAGAAAAUUACAGGAGAGUCAAAAUCAUCUUAAAAGUCUAAAAGCUAAAGAUAUUUCUUGGUUUUGACUGACAAGCUGGGUUUUGCUUAAUGGAACCUUUCACAUACCAGUUGCUAUUGUCCCCAGAACAAAAUGGUGAUCAGGUAAGAAAAUUGCUUCUAACUUCCUUCUGCAAAAGGUGUCUGAGAACUGAUUUGUUGUCCUCCUCAAAAAGAAUUACUAUUGCAGAAUUUUUAGGAGUGCAUCAGGUUACCAGCAGGAACCAUUGCUGUUUGGGUAUAUGAAGUGGACCUGAGCAGUCAAGCAGUUACAGAAAGGGCAUUGAGCUUGUACAAGCUGUAGACCCAUUUGAAGAACAAAGAACCUGCCAGUAGAUCCUAGCUGGGAGUUGCCACGGGCUUAUAGAUCACUUUUGUAGCAUCUUUAUACUUAUAAAACAGUUGCACCAGAUUUUAUGGUUCAGGAGUAUGUCUUGACCUGUAUUCAGCUAGUAUAACUCAUGACAGUCUGUGGGAGGAGACCCAUGCCUUCUAAAGGGUAAGUGGUCUGCAGAGACUGUGAGUACGCUAGCUACUGUCACGAGUAGAAUUAUUCCUUUAGUUAUAAUUGUGAAGUUUCAUGCUGUUUAGUCUUAACAGUGUGGUAUGGUAUCUAUGCUGAGGUAUCAUGUUACUUUCUGUCUGUUAAUGUGAGAUGGGUUGAAUGCAGAUCAUAAACUUUGAUCACAAUACCUAGGAUGCAAAAUAGCAUAUCUGUUCUAAUCCAGGUAACACAGUCAUACAGUCUUGGCCUCUCUACCAUCUGUGUGAAGACAAGACCAGGCUAUAGUUAGACUGUCAGCCGGUGGAAGAAGCAGAACACAACUUGGAGAUGUGGAACUUCUGGAAAUGGAGCUUUCUUUAAAGUGUAUAAUGUGUUAGCUAACGUGACAAAUUACUGUGUGCUGGUUUUGGGUAGAGGCACCAACUAAAAUUAAGACACUGUGUGUCAGUUGCUGUACAAAUGCUAGUCAGGAUAAUUUUCUUUCCUAGACGGCUUAGAGUGGGGAAAAAAAUGAGGUGUCCUGACCUUGGUUCCCACUUUCAGGUUGUUACUGGGAUGACUCAGGAGCUGCUUCACAAGAUGCAGGAAAAAUUCCCCAUCUUUAUUUUGAUUGCAGCUGGACUACUGGAUUUAUCUGGUGCCUUCAGGAGUGAACGUCAUGUCAGUGAAGUAUUAGGCCUGAGCUUUCCUGGAGAAACCCAACCAAGAGCUGAGAGCGACCCAGUGCCCAGUGAAGUGUUUUCCAUUGCAGAAGAAACAGCUGCAAAAAGCACAGCUGUGCUGCCUGAGCAGUUGGUUAGAAACUUGGAGGUGCUUGAGCAACUGCACACAGAAGCAGCAGCUUUAAAACUCCAGGAUGGACAUACAUUUCCUAGCAAGCUCUUGAGUAGGAUAAGCAUCCCUGUCUCCACACAAAGAUCACAGGCUAGCACACGUUUGAAACAGCCAGACGGGUCACUGCAGGAAAAAACAGAAAAUACUCUUGAGGCUGAUUCUAGUCCUACCAGCUCUAGCACUGGGCUGCCCCAGCCCUUUCUCAGUAAAGGGACACCUCAAGACUCUCCUGAGUUUGCAACUGCUUCUUCCAUUCCUGUUAUCAAGCAGAUUGAGGUGCUAAGUCCUACAAUGUCUCUUCUGACUUCCAUGGCAAAUUUUCGUCCUCCAAGAAAAGAAAUAGCAGCAUCUUCAUUUCCCACUGGAGUUGAGAUGACUCUUGAAAGUGCAAGGGUGGAUUGGUUACCAACAGGAAUGCCUCCCACUAGCAAAAGGCCAAAAGACACAAAUCCACAAGUCCAGCCUGACAGUAAAGCUGGUAUGACACCUGCAUACCUGAAGAAGUCUCAGAGUAUGGAUGCUAAUGUGACAACUUCUGUAUUCCUACAAAAGCCAGCUUCAGGAGACCUUGAUGCAGUCCAUUCCAGAGUGACACAGAUAAGUGCUAUUCGGUUUUCCCCUAUUUUCUCUCUGAAGCAAGAAACAACAGGCAGUAAAGCCAAAAACUCUACAGCAGCUGUAGUAAAUGGUUCUGGACACCCAACCCAGCUGCCUGCUCUUCAGACACUCCCACAAGGCAACAUACAUUCUUCUCCAUUAUUGAUACAUCUAGAAGCUCUAGCUCAUGAUGACUUACUUCCAUCUCCAUUUCAAGGACCCAUUGGAACAACUGAUAGACAACAGCCUCUCUCUUUGUCCAGGAAUCUCAACUGUACUAAACAACAUGAUUCCCAAGAAACUAACAGCAGCUAUCAAGAAAUCGCAGUUCUAGAUUUGCAAAGAGAUACUGAUCAUCAGAAGAUGACAAGUAAACCUGAAAAAUCCAGAUCCCCUGAGUGCCCACGGGCUUCUGCUAAUUCGUCCUCAUUAAGCCAUUCAUGGAUUUCCACAUUAAAACUUUCCCAAACUACUAAAAAGCUAGAAGGAGUAACAUCUGCACUCGGUAUGUCUGUCUUUGAGAACGCAGUCCUUCAGCCUGUAAGCACUUCUGAUUCUAUUCGUGCCACCAGCCACCAGCCCCCAGGUACAUCUUUUCCUACUUAUGUUGGAUUGCAGCUAAUGGGCAUCCCCACCUCUGAGAAGGGACUUCAGGUACCAACUUCAUCCAUGUCUACUAGUUCUGGAUCUCAAGUUCAAGGUGUUUCUGCCCAUCCUGCAUCUCAGAAAGGCUUCCCUAUGAUGCUGCAGAUGAGCACAGUGGAAGACUACAAGAGAAAAAAAAGUCUCCCACAACACAUAAGUAAAACUGGUUCUCCCCCACUGAUUCCACAAUCCAUCCCAGUCCCCAGCCCCUCUGAACUACAUGAUAGUAGGGACCAGAAAGUUCCACUUCACAGCUUUGCCCCUUCAGCCUCCCAGAUCCAGCAAGCUGGCAGCCUGGCAGCUUUUGCUUCAAAACUGCCCUCACUCCAUGCACAGGGAAGCCAGUCCAGCGCAACAGCAGCACAUGCUGAACUGGUGGUGCCCAGUGUUUCUGAUGAGAUCCCAGCAUAUCUGGCACAGGGCCUAGUGCAGCAGUUUGGUAUGUCCCAUGAUGCAGCUAUGAAAAACCUCAGUGCUUUUAGAGGUGAUCAGCUUACAAUGCUACCAUCAUCCCCAUAUUUGUCCUUUCUGCUUAAAAGCACUAAUGGCAAGAUAUGCCUGCAGCCCAUGCAAGAUUCUCUUCCAUUUACUAAAUUCCCAAAUAUCAGCGUUGGGGGUCUGGUUUCCAUUCAGCAAAUCCUGGCAGCAUCGAAUUCUUCAGUGUUGGACCUCCCAGAUUUACAAAAUCUGAGUCAUCGUAGCUUAAUUCUGGUUAAGCCUGUAUUUGUCCUCUUGCCCAUUCACAGACCAGAUUUACAGAUGGUGCCCUCUCCUGAGGGUGAAGAUGACCACAAAACUGCCCUCUUGUUCACAAACAAGAAAGAUCUGAAUUUGGAUACACCUGAAAAUAGCCAUGAUAUUCCAAUGAAAACUAUUUCCUCUUAUCCCGCUAGUAAGUCUUUGAGGUCUGAAACUACUCUCUCCUCUGUGUCUAACCAACAAGCAGAGAAAACAAAAGUAACUUCUCAGCCAGUGCUAACUAAUCCUAAUUAUACAACCAUCACAAGUUUGUUGCAAGUUUUUACCUCGGCACCAAAUCAUUUGCUGAACCCACAGCUGAGGAUUAGCGCUACAGUGCCGGCCAUGCAUCUGCGCAGGCUGCCUGAAGAGAGGCAGGUACCCGCUCCCAGUUCCCAAGAGGCCAAGGGGCCUGAUUUGCUUUUACUUAACAGUACAUCAGCAGAGCCUUUUGCCUCCACUGUGUCACCAUUAGUGGUGUCUGCACAGCAUAGCCACCCUAUCUCCCCUGGUGUGUUUUUCACCACUGAAAAACCACAUUCUUCUUCUGUCAUUCCUUUAUUGUCAGCAAAGGGGCCCUCUGCUUUUCAAAUGCCUGCCCAACGUCCAUUUACAAUCACAGGGACUGUAGAUCAGGUUCAGCACAGUAAGAAACUAAUGCUGCAAACUACUGACCAUCACCAAGGCUUAGUGACCACAUCUUCCACUGUCCACACACAGUGCACAGACUGUUUGACCUUGCAUUCAGCUAGAACCAUAAAAUAUCCGUUAAAGAUGUUCACAAGCAUCAUGCCUUUGCAGUCCACAUCGCAAAGUCUCCCAAGAACUGAGUUACUUCAAAGGCUGCCAUCACAAGGUUGGUUUGUACCCAGCACUUCAUCAGCUUUCUCAGUGCUUCCAGCUGGAAAUGACAACAAAGAUUCAGCAAUGGGCAGCAUGGCCUGUUCAGGAGGAGUCACUGUGUGUGCGAAAGCAGCACAAACCCACACCACUUCUAUAAAAUCUGAUCUUAAGAAACAUUUGGAAUAUACUCCCAUUGUGCUUAAGCCCUUUGUAGUGACAGAGAGAGCAGCAGUAGCACCAGCACAUACUUCACUUUCAACAAAGGUCCAAAUGAAAACAGUGGUUUCUGGGAAACUUCUGGCUACGAUUACCCAUCCAAGGAUGCAUACCAGCUCUCCUGCAAGUCCACCUUCACCUGCGUCUACACAUGUUUCCCUGCUAUCAGCCAUGAAACAUGACCAAAUCCCUCGAGCCCCUACUACGCUGUUCUCACAGGCCAACAUGGGAGAAAAUACAAAGCCAACUGAAAUCAGCACAAGUGCAAGAAAGAUAGGAACUGGUAAACUCUUGGGAACAAGUGUGUCUCUGUCAGCCAUCUUUAACAUAACGACACAGCAACCUCUCACAGCAGAUUUUGGCAAUAAGGUCGUUUUAACCCCACUACAAGCGUCUGCAGGAUCUAUUCUUGUUCUUGAGCGACAGCUUAAAUUGACACAGACCACAUCACAGUCUCCAUCAGCAGUGACUUCUCUCUCUGUGGCUAAGAAUGAUUAUACUGCCACUUCGCUUACAAACAAAAAAGUGUUUCACCUGCCAACUUCAGCUAUCCAGUCGGAUCCAAAUGUGAUGCUGCCUACAGUUGCCAGAGUGAACAGAUCAGCUGUGGUCCCUACAUCAGUGGGAAAGAGUGAGGACAUGUUAGUGAAAGGAGAUGCAGCCACUGCUAGCCAGCUGCCCACUCAGACACCUGUGUCUUUGUCACAUCAGACAUCAGCAAGACACCUUUUGGAGCAGGUAUCGCUGGAAGAUAACACUGAACAUGAAAGUGGUCAUUCCAGCCUUGAUGCUAUUGUGCGUGCUACUGGGCCAACUACAACAAAAGCAUUUUCUGUCUCUGCUAACAGGCAUGGAAAUAAGGUUACUAAUCAGUCAGCUGUCUUCAGUAAAGUAGCUGUCAAUGACGCUGAGAUGCCUCCAGCCAGAGAUCUAAUCCAGUUCCUUCCAACCUCAGAGAGCCCCUCGUAUUCUUCUCAGAGUCUGGUAGUGCUUACGCCACAGGGGAAUUCCUUGCUGGAUGUUGCAAAUGCUGGACAAUCCGAGAGGCUGUUCUUGAACACAGAGGCAGAGGAGAUGGUUAGAACAAACGAAGUAACAGAAGAAGCAGCUGAAAGCUUAGUAACUGUUCUAACACUGCUGGAUUCAGAGCCCAGUGCACUACUGAGUGAAUCGCAUCAGAGGAGGGGUUUGCAGUCAGAUGCCACCGUUCUGAAUGGCCUCGCAGUUGUGAGUGAUGAUGUCUGCGGCUCCGGUAACUACACUGUGCAGAUGAGCUUGCACCCUGUUGCAGAAGGGUCGGUGCCUUCCCAAGAGACUUUCCUGGCUUUAGUCGCUGUGCAGAGUAACAGCAGCCAGCCUCUGCUCCAGAUUCGGUCGUGCUGUGUGACACCUUCUGCCAGCCCAGGGGGACCAGGCGCGAUGUGCUGCCUGUUCCACAGGUUGCCGUUUGAAUGCAGGGACAUCCAGUUACUGCAGAGCAGUAAAUCCAGAGCUGCUAGCUUCACCAUCCAGCUGUUCCAGAUGCUGAAUCACUCAGUGGCCUAUUUGCACUGUGAGAUUAACGUCUGUCAGCAUGGCAAAACAGGAUGUGAACAGAACUGCUUUGAAACGGCAGAGCCAUUUCUCCAGUCAAGUGACAGGAACAGCUAUGGAAACCUGCACAACCUGAUCUCAUUUGGUCCGGUUUUAAGAAUGAAGAACAAGUUUCUAUAUAAACCUGUGGAAGGUCCUGAUACUGCCAUGCUGGUACCCAUUCUGCUGGGAUCCCUUGCUGGCUUUGCUGUCUUGGGCAGUGCCUUCAUAAGCCUUUGGCUGCAUCAUAGACAGAAAACCAAAAACAUACGCUAUCCACAACUUGGAGAAAUCUAUGGCCUGUGAACUAGGAGCAGCUCCUUUGUCCUGCAGAUCCCACGCCACUGCUACAAUGAUCAGAAAAGCAAUUGAUUUUGCUUUGCACACUGUAUUGCUUUUGCAGAGCUUCUGCUGAUGCAGGGAGCAAGAUAUCCAAUCUCUGCUUUAAGCAUGUCUCUCCUUCCUUUCUUUCCUGCUGCAUGAGUCCACAAACUGCAGAGUCAAGAAAGAAUUGUAGUAGUGGUCCAGCUACAAGGGAGAGCAGCGCUUAAAAUGCAGUAUGUGCAAGCACCAGCACACAGUCUGUUCACAGAAAUGGGAAAGCAGACAGGAAAUCAGUGUGCAGAAGAGCCACAUAAAAUAAAGCACUGUAGACUAGAGCCAUGCCAUCAAGAAGAAUAAAUUGUUAGGCAAAAUGAUGAAACCCAAGUUUAUUGGGAAUGUGGACUGGACCCAAGAUCUCCAGAGAUCCAGCCACUCAACUUUACAGCUUUUCUCAUGUCUAAGGAGUCGUGUCCCUUUAUCCUUUUGCUUGACUCAUGUUACUGUUUUCUCACUUUCAGUGGAAGCAAGUUUCCACUAACGCCCUGUUGGUAAAAUCCACAUAGUGGGAGAAAGUUAAGAGUGCAGAAUCAUUGUCCAUAGGGCUGAAUGUGAGAGCACAUAAAAAUAUUUCACCACAUUUGAUGUCUAGGUCCAGUUUCUUUACCAUUGUUGCCAGAAUGCAGGUAGGAAAGGGGCCACUGCUAGAGCACUUUGUGUCAAAUGCAAUGGAGGAGUAGCUCGUACUUCCCUGUGGAUCAGUCUUCCUCCAAGAAUUUCUUCAGAUCUGAUACGUAGCUAAAAAUCCCAGGUCAAGACUCCAUGACAAUUACCCUUCAGAAAUACCAAUGAGCAUGUCUAUUGCAGUAGCACAGAGGAAAUUGGCACCGCCGUGUAUUUGACAUUGACUUACCCACAGAGAUAGUCCCUGUGCUAAGUCAUUAAAGACAUAUAUGCAGGAGAACCAGAUGAGUGUCGUUAAACCCUUUUUAUAGGGAGUCAAGACAUAAAGCAACUGCAAGCAUGCGUGCACCAAUAUUUAGAUAGAGCCAGGAAGGAGUUCAGCUCUCCUGUGCACCAGCCCUGCUCUUUAGCCAAAGGACUGCUCUCUUUCCUGAAGUGAGUUUGUAAACAGGGGCUCUGAGGCUGACACAUAGGUUCUGUACAUGAGAGCAGUGAAAGGAACAGCAUAAAGAGCUGUAUGCUUUUUGCACUGAAACGCACCUGAAGUGCAGUCACUUUUGAAGUACAGCAGCCUCUUAGAAACACAAAUGCAAGUGCUUUGUGGUUCUGAAGGAGUCUGGCAUGGUGCCCAGGUACAGCUGCAGGCAGAGUGGGGUGCCACAUCCUGGACACCACAGUUGACACAAUGGGGGGCCAUGGCUGGCAGGCGGCAGGGGGUUAGGAGCUUCUUUGCAGCGAGGUGUCAGCAAUCGCCUUGGCAAUGAGAGUGGCAACUGUCAGGGGACAGGUCGGGAACCGUCUUCCAGGGAAUCGGCAACAGCCUUUGGGGGGACAGUAAUCGAGCAUCUCAGGGAAGGGGUCCUCAGCGUUCAUCUUGCCGUGGGUGAGGACACGAGCAUCUCGGUGUGAGGGGCUUCAGAGUCAUCGGGGUGAACAUCAACAGCCACCCCAGAGGCUGAUCAGCAGCAGCAUUUUGCCCUUUUUUUCAGUGAAUAAACCAGAUAGAGUGCUAUGCUGACUGUUGUGAUAGGGCCUUUCUACCACUUUCAGAUGUUUUGUUGGCACUAUAAAGCUUUUGAGCAUCCUAGCAGAAGUUUCCUGACUGGCUUUCCUUCCAGCUCUGCAAUGGAUGAGGUGGGACACCUCAUCAGCCAAGGAGAGAGCUGCACAACUGCUGGCACAAUGUUGGCUGUGGCAGCAAGAGCCAGGUUUGUCUUGAGUGAUGUUCAUUCUUUCAAUGUGGAGAGUGUCCAAGGGUGUCAGUGGACAGGCUACGGGUAACUGCCAUGUGGUGUUUCAAGUUUUUUCUCUAUGUCCACCUUCCUACGUGCAUGAUGUCAGCUUUUGGGUUCCUGACGGGGAGCAAUUUGAUGAAGUUGCUUUUCACACCAUUGCUAGGCAGGUGUCAGGUGAAACGGUUGUAUCUAUCCAGUUAAUUGACAGUUUCCAGCAGCCAGAGACGGGACGGGAGAGCCUCUGCUACAGGCUGACCUUUCAGUCCUGUGACAAGGCACUGAGCCGCCGGGAGGUGGCAGAGAAGCAGUUGCUCUUUCGGAAGGAAAUUGAGCAAUGCCUGUGUGUAACUCUUCGGUAGACCGUGGUACAUUGUUCUCAGGUGCACGAGCAGUGCCCGCGCUUGCUGCCGAUGUGGAAAAUGCAGCCAACAUCCUGUCGGACCUAACGCUCCGUGUUAUUGCAGUGCUUCUCCCAAAGGCGCUGUGGACUUCAAGUACCUGCACACAUUCAACAUGGGGAAAUUCCUCUUAAUGAAGAUCAAGCACCUUCCCGUUCUGCGUGUGUGUAAUGAAACCUCAUUUUGAAAAGUGGAGUCUUUCUUUGCUAGGGUGCUGUGAGGCUGGGCUUGAUCUCCUUACUGCUGCCACUUCACUUUUCCUAUUCUUGUGUUUGCCGAGCACUUUGUACUGGUGGCAACUGUAUCGAGUAAACUGGAAGAAGGAGGAUCUUACUACUUCUGAAGGGUUGUGUACAGUUUGAGCACUGAAAGCUCUCUCUGGGCAGCUGCUCAGUCCCAGUGGGAGGGCGGUGUGUGCUGGGCUGCCCCGUGCAGCAUCUCAGAAGGGGGGCCAGGGCCAGUGCUGGGCCUGAGGGGACCCCAGCCACGUGCACCAGCACACUAUUUUCUGAAUAGCUAAUGCAGAAGGUAAUCGCAA